This is a messenger RNA of Rhagoletis zephyria (snowberry fruit fly), 798 nucleotides long. NCBI's taxonomy places the organism in Eukaryota, Metazoa, Arthropoda, Insecta, Diptera, Tephritidae. The record is from RefSeq and is a predicted model, not a curated record.
AUGUCAUCAAGCACAGCAAAACCGGUGUUUGACUUUACCGGAAAAGUCAUUCUCAUAACAGGAUCUAGCUCAGGAAUUGGCGCCGCCUGCGCUCGAAAGUUUGCCCAAGCUGGUGGAAAAGUGGUAAUCACCGGCUACGAAACGGACGAUGUCAUCUCAGUAGUGGCAGAAAUUGAGCAGAUAACCGGUGUGAAGCCGUUCUCAAAAGCGGGCAACCUGCUGGAGGAGGGCUUCAUCGAGUCGCUGAUUGAGGGCACCAUCAAGGCUUACGGGCAAAUCGACGUCCUCGUGAACAACGCCGGGUGGAUCAGCGCCGAAGACAGCUUUGAAAGUGAGGCCUUCAUCGAGCAGUACGACAAGAUUAUGGGCCUCAACUUACGGAGCGCCCUAAAGCUGAUGUACGCCUGCAAGGAGCACCUGGGCGCCACCAAGGGCGCCAUUGUGAACACUGCCUCGGUCUGUGGGCUGAACCCGCUGGAGAAGCCCAUCUACUGCGCCUCCAAGGCGGCCCUCAUCAUGGCGACGCAAUGUGCCGCACUGCAGUUGGGAAAACUGGGCAUUCGCGCCAACUGCGUUAGCCCGGGACCGAUUGCCACGCCCAUUGGGCGCUACGUGGGCCAGCCGGAGAUGAUGCUCUUCGAUGAUGGCCGCUGUCCGGAAACGGAGUUGACCAUUCUCAAGCGAAAUGGCCGCCCUGAAGAGGUGGCCAGUGUGGUGCUCUUUCUCGCCUGCAAUGAGGCAUCCGGCUAUGUGACCGGCGUCAACUACGUCGUCGACGGCGGCUACAUGUGCCACUAA